Molecule: messenger RNA, 4208 nt
Organism: Rhincodon typus (whale shark)
Lineage: Eukaryota; Metazoa; Chordata; Chondrichthyes; Orectolobiformes; Rhincodontidae
Product: gap junction Cx32.2 protein-like
Exons: 4
Coding region: 334-1236 (300 amino acids)
Biological process (GO): cell communication
Cellular component (GO): connexin complex
Source: RefSeq, a predicted model, not a curated record
UGACAAAUUGUCCCUCCUUUACUCUGAGUUCUUUAAAACAGAACUCUGUGAGCGCCCAGAAGCACAUCGAAAAGAGUAACCUGGUAGUAGGAAUGUCAACAUUCUUUCAAUCCUCUGGCACCCUCAACAUACCAAGGAAAGGUCAGAGACUGGGGCAAAUUGUACCCAACAACUUCUUUCAGCUACCUCAGUGCCAACCAUCUGAACUAGAUGAGAAACUCAUGACCAGUAGUUGAAACCUCAGCUACCCUACACCCCUCUAUAUAUAGAGAACAAUCAGGAGUUUCGUUUAGACAACUAUGUAGCUACAGCUUUUGAUACCACUUUUGAAGAAUGGGAGACUGGACCUUUCUUGGAAGAUUGCUGGAUAAAGUUCAGUCACAGUCUACAGUUAUUGGGAAAAUCUGGCUCACGACACUGUUUGUGUUCAGGAUCUUACUCCUUGGGGCUGGUGCAGAGAAGGUUUGGGGUGAUGAACAGUCUGGUUUCGUUUGCAACACACGCCAACCUGGCUGUGAAAAUGUCUGCUAUGAUAAAGCCUUUCCUAUCUCCCACAUUCGCUUUUGGGUUCUUCAGAUUAUAUUCGUCUCAACCCCUACCUUGAUAUAUCUUGGCCACGCUUUACAUGUCAUCCACACUGAAGCAAAACAAGCAAUUGGUGAAACUAAAACCACGUUCAGAAAAAGCAAGAAGACAAAAUACACUGUAACUCAUGGAAAAGUAAAAAUACGAGGAAUCCUAUUAUUUUCUUACCUCCUACAAGUUUUCUGUAAAAUUGUAUUUGAAGUUGCUUUCAUUAUGGGUCAAUGGUAUCUAUUUGGAUUUUCCUUGAGUCCCAUUUAUAUAUGUGACAGAAAUCCCUGUCCACAUAGAGUAGAUUGCUUUAUUUCACGUCCAACAGAAAAGACCAUUUUCAUUAUUUUUAUGUUGGUUGUGAGUUGUGUGUCACUUGUUCUAAAUUUAAGUGAAAUAAUUUACCUUAUUUUCAAGGGAAUAAUGUUUUCCACACGUAAAAAGUAUCAUCAUCAAAUUCAACCCAGAUAUGUCAUUGACACUUCUGAUAAAUCAGUUGUCUCUGAAGCCGCAUUUCCAUCAGAUUCUAAAACAGAGCUUUUGAAAGGAGAGAAACAGUGCAGUAGUCAUGACCCCAGUUCUCAAAAUAAGAUUAACGAUAGCAUUGAAAAAUCUGUAGAGAAAGCAAAGGAUGAUCUAGUGAAAACGUCUAAGGAUGAAUAAGAGCAUGCUAUUUCUGAGAAGAGGUAAGCCUAGUAAGUGCCAAGAGUAUCAGACAGCAACAAGAAUAGACAAUUGCAUUUUUGUAUUAUGUAUAACAAUGUAAUAAAGAAAUUUGCAGUUAAUUAUUGUAAAGCAAUUUCUGCUGUACUAUAAGAGGGCAGUUGUUCUGUAUAAAUGACUUCAAGAGGCAACUGAAUCAAAAUUUAUAACUUUGACAACUAGGCCAGUUUUCACCUAACAUCCUUGAAAAUCACCUAACUAUAGUAGUCAUUUAUUGUAGGAAGUCAUGACAAAAAUAAUUCAGCACACAUAUGCGAUGUGUAUGUCAAUUUAAUAGCAUUUUUAAAACUGUUAUACUGUUUAUACUGUUUGCCAAUUGACUGGUGAUAGUAAAUUGUUACAAUCACACAAAUGAGUGACAAAGAGAACUUAAAUGGAACACGGAACCUUAUUUUAGAUUGUGUCUUUGAGUAUAUGAGAAAUGCUGUGAAGUCGGGAUCUUGAAAUGUACAAGAAGCAUUCUAGCUAUAUGCAUGGUAGAUUAUUCAUUCACAGAAUUGGUCAUGAGAUGGUAUUCCAUAUAGUUAGCUUUAAUCUUAAACUUAAGGAGCAGAAGAUAUUUUCCAUUGUCAGUUAGUGUUACUAAAUUAACUUCAAUGAGUCAAUUACUAUAUUGUUUCAAAAUUGGAAAUUGGAAUAAAUUUUUAAAAAAAAUUUCUAUGUAUUUUGUUUAUUUUCUGAGAAAUACGCAAAAGAAGACAGUAUUGGCAACAAUUGAUCUUUCUAUUUCAGUUCAUUAUUUUAAGGAAAAUCUAAGAACACAGCUAAAGUUGAAUGUUAGACAAAAGUCAAAAAAGAAACAUGUAGUUGAAGGUUGGGCAAAAUCAAAGAAAAGAGAAAAAUGAAUCUGGAUCAAGGCAGCAUAGGUUCAAGAGAAGGAACCAAUCACUUAUGACUGAAAUGAGGACAAAUUUCUCCACUGAAAGGGUUGUGAAUCUUUGCAAUUCUCUACCCCAGAUCGUUAUACUGAGUUAUAAUGGGAUGCACUUGAAGCUGAACAAGUAAGAAAAAUUAUAUAGUCCUCCCACGCUCCACAUUCUUAUGCUUUGUAAAUUGAAGGCAUGGAAACAUUGCCAGGUUUCUACAAUGCAUCAUGCAGUGUAGGCAUGGUGUGCCAAUGGAUAAAUGAUGAAGUUAUUGGAUCAAAUGCGAUUCAAAUGGACAGCAUUAUUCUGAAUGAUACUGAGCUUUGUAAAGAUUGUUAAAACUGUAAUUAUUCGGGCAAGUGGAAUGUAUUCCAUUGUUUACCUGACUUGUGUCAUGUAGAUGAUGACCUGGCUUUGGGGAAGUAAGGGUUGAGUCAACAGAGUUCCCAAGUUCUGACUGUUUUUGUAGCCACUGUGAUUAUGUGGUUGCUUUCGUUCAGUUUCUGGUCACUGGUGACCCCCAAGAGUUGGUUAAUUUGAUAUUGGUAAUGCUAUUGCAUAUAAUGGGAAUAACUGCUGAAUUGAACCUGAAGGCCACCGGACAUCAGAUGAGGGGUGAGAUUCAGAAGAUAGGACUUUCGUGGUGACCUCAGCAAGUGUGGAAAUUGAAUCCAAACUGUUGGCAUUAUUCUGUUUCAGAAACCAGCCAUCCAGCUAAAUGACUCCUCUACUGGAUACUAAGUGCUAAUUGAAAGCACUAUCAAUGACCUGCUUCAUCACAUAAUGGAUCAUUGAGUGUAGGGUGAUGGGUUGAUAAAUGGAUUGGAUUUGGCCUACUUAUUUUUUUGCGGACAGGUUGUAGCUAAGCAAUUUUCCAGAUUCUUGCAGUAAUGCCAUUGUUAUAAGUGUACUGGAAUAGAUUGACUGGGGCUGCAGCUGAUACUAGAGCACAACUCUUCAGUAUUACUGCUGUCGAUGAUGUUACAAUUUGCUUGAUAUGAGGCUGAGUGAUUAGAAUUGACUGAAGACUGAUUAGUAAUAAUAGUGAUAGUACAAAAAAAUGUGCGUUGAGAUGUGGAGAUAGUAGGAACUGCCGAUGCUGGAGAAAAUCUGAGAUAACAAGGUAUAGAGCUGGAUGAACACAGCAGGCCAGGCAGCAUCAGAGCUUUGAGAUGUGAGUUUGCUGGCAACAAGGACACGAAUGUCUGUGACCAUCUGCAUAAGGAUUCAAAUAUCAGGUGGCACUGGUUUCUCUUACAUCUCCAAGCAGUUCUGCUUCACUGUUCAAUCCUGUGAUGAAAGUUAGGCCUCCACUGCCUUCUUGUCCAUCUUUCUUCUCCUAUAAUCAGUCCUGUUGAGGAUGACUCAGAAUUUGACAAUCAUGGUUCCAUUGCCAGCUGCAGCUUCCCUUCUGGGAACGAUAAAAAAUGCAUUUUAAAAGGAAAGUUCUAGGCUGAUAAACUAAAAGAAGGUUAUCACAUGAUAUAAUGAAACAAAAAUUGUUUUAAGAAGUGGGAAAACCUGUCAAAAAGUUGUGAAAUGUGGACACUUGUUAAGAAAAUUGAAAAAUAGCAGUAUAGAUUGCCUGAUUAACACUGAAAAAUUUAAGGCAGAAGAAUUUAUUAAAAACAAAGUUUUGAAGGGGUAAGGCAUUUCUAUUAUUCAUGAAAUUAUUAAUAAGCAAUGUCAGCACAACACAAUUUCUUUUCCAGUGUAAUACAAAGUGAAAAGCUUAGAGAAGAAGCAAAAAGAGUUAUGAAAUGCCUAUAGUGCUAAAAGUAAUGUGAAAAUCAUGCGGAAGGGAAAAAGGUUUAAGAUAAAGGAAAUCUAUCCCAAUAAUUGAAGUUUCUGAGCUCUUGAAUCAUUGUCAUAAAACUCUAUGACACUGUCUCCAAUGCUUUCAUAUCCUUCCUAAUAUGUUGGGCCCAGAACUGUACAUAAUACUCCAGAUGAGAUACGACUCUUGUUUUAUAUGCGUUCAGCAUAACAACCUUGCUUUUGUACUCGAUGACUUAAUAAAGCCUGGGCUAUUGUGUGCUCUGUUAA